CCGACGCACACCUCGGUGUAGCUGCUAGAUUGAGGUUUCCGGGCAACUCGGCAAAAGCUCAGCACGUCCGCACGCAUUCCCUGAACCGUAGAUUCAUUUUAUUUCUCUUCCGUGGUCUGAUAUAGUUUAAUUUAAACUGUUUCAGCAAAAUAACCCGCUCUUGGGUAAAUAAAUCUUUUGGCAUCGUUCGCAGAGUUUAAACAGCCAGCGGGACAAUGGCCGAUCAGCUGACCGAGGAGCAGAUUGCUGAGUUCAAGGAGGCGUUCUCACUGUUCGAUAAGGAUGGUGACGGUACCAUUACCACUAAGGAGCUUGGUACCGUGAUGCGCUCUUUGGGUCAGAACCCGACUGAGGCCGAACUGCAGGACAUGAUCAACGAGGUAGAUGCAGACGGAAACGGUACGAUUGAUUUUCCUGAGUUCUUGACCAUGAUGGCCAGGAAGAUGAAGGAUACAGACAGUGAAGAGGAGAUCAGAGAAGCUUUCAGGGUCUUCGACAAGGAUGGUAAUGGCUACAUCAGUGCAGCAGAGCUACGGCACGUCAUGACCAACCUGGGUGAGAAGCUCACCGAUGAGGAGGUGGAUGAGAUGAUCCGUGAGGCUGACAUUGAUGGUGAUGGUCAGGUCAACUACGAGGAGUUUGUCCAGAUGAUGACAGCCAAGUGAAGAGAGCUCUGAACUUCCUCUCUAUGUUGCUUGUCCUACUAAAAUUGUCUUUAAGAACUUAAAAAAGGAACAAUCAUGAAACGAUAAAAGUACCCCCCCGUUAAAAUCUUGUACCCGUAGAAAUUUUUUUAAUGUGCGCUUCGAUACAUCCAACUACUUCUGAGGUUUCUGUUUAGCAAACACCGACAGAAUAAUCCCUAAAGAAGUUAACGGACCAAGCUUUAAAAGGGCCAAAGUCCUCCUCGUUCAGACCAAGAUUCUGCUGAGUCACCCAGCUCCUGAUUAAUUUAGAGGAAAGGGAAACACUGAGAAGGCAGUAAGAUAGAAAAUCAGUCUGUUUAAUCUGUAAAAGCAAGUUGGCUUUUUCUUCCCAGAUAGUUAUCAACCAAAAAGAACAACUGUCUUACGUCUGCGGUGACUAAAAACCUGAAUCGAGCUCUCUUUUUGCAUGCACCUUUUCCUCGUGUCACCAAAGAGACUCUGAACCCAUCAAGGUAGCGGUCAGAUUGUGUACACACUGGAGGUAUAUACAUAAACAUAUAGCUAUAUAUCUGUAACAUUUGUGUCACUAUUGAUUAUUGCAAGAGCAGUUAGUUGAAGUGUAGCGUGUUCACUGGUGCUCGGCUGAAGGUGAGGAACCUGGAAGAGUUUGGAGAAGAACAAGACCCUGAAACGAGCCGGAGGCUGUUUAUUAUUAUUUUUUCUUUUAUUUAUUUGUUUUUUUCCUUCAAUGGGAUGUCAUUUUCCUGUGUUUGGAAUUGUGGGCUUCGCGUGUCCCGCAGCACAGAUUGGAGACAGCCGUGUGUUGUUCUGUUUCAGGAUUGUGGGGAAAAAAAACACUCGAGGACUGCAGUUAAUCUAUUUGUUCAGAUAUAACGAGAAAAUAUUGAUGUAAUGCUUUUUAAACGUGUUCUCAUAUAAUAAUGUAUUGAUGACAAACUUUGGUUACAAGAUAUAUCUACAUAUAUAUUAGCGUAUCGUAAAGUUUGCAUUGCUUAUCGUAGUAGUUGCCGUGUGACAUGUUUUCUGUUGGGUUUUGAAAUGUGCCAUAAUACUCUUUAAAAUGUGCAACCUUUCUGCAAGGCUCGCAAUAUAUCUGCUUAUUACAGUAACAUGAAAAUACAUGCAGUCUAACAUAUUUGCACUUUGGUAUAAAUCACAUGGGUGUUGGAAAAAAAAAUUAAAAUAUAUAUAUAUAUAUAUAUAAAAAUAACCAAAUGCCACUAUUACUGCUGCUAAAAUGCUGUGUACGUUUCACACAUUUUCUGUAUUUGUUGGUGUCUGCUCUUCAAUUUGUAGUCCAGUGAUCAAACUUCAGUCUGCUUGUUGUUUUACUGAACAGAGUACAUAUACUGUAUAUUCUCAGAUACUACUCGUGGUGGGGCUGACGCGUUUAAUUUGGGCUUUUCAAGUGGGACGAGCAGACAGAGGACGGAGUUUUGUAGCAGAGCUGCAGUGUUAGGGGGUUUAAACUAUUGACUUCAAAAGUCUGAGGAAGAAGGUAGCUGGAGUAUUAUAUGAUUUAUGCAAAGUUUAAAUACUGCUUUGUUCAAGAUGUUUUUUUUUUUUCUCAUUUGGAUUAAAUCGAUUGGCUUUAAGCAUCUGAAAGUAUCUCACAAAUGUAAAAGAUGUGAUAUAUUUUCCAUAAACCAAUAAACUGACUAAGCUUU
Nematolebias whitei (Rio pearlfish) is the source of this 2335-nucleotide messenger RNA. RefSeq names its product calmodulin 3a (phosphorylase kinase, delta) (gene calm3a). The coding region runs from base 216 to 665 and encodes 149 amino acids. NCBI's taxonomy places the organism in Eukaryota, Metazoa, Chordata, Actinopteri, Cyprinodontiformes, Rivulidae. The record is from RefSeq and is a predicted model, not a curated record. The transcript is spliced from 6 exons. Gene Ontology annotation, molecular function: calcium ion binding.